This is a messenger RNA of Cryptococcus wingfieldii CBS 7118, 1923 nucleotides long. RefSeq lists its product as hypothetical. Gene Ontology annotation, biological process: protein modification by small protein removal. The transcript has 4 exons. The record is from RefSeq and is a predicted model, not a curated record. Gene Ontology annotation, molecular function: peptidase activity. The coding region runs from base 1 to 1923 and encodes 640 amino acids. Lineage: Eukaryota; Fungi; Basidiomycota; Tremellomycetes; Tremellales; Cryptococcaceae.
AUGUCGAAAGUGCAGCUCUACGUAUACGACCUCUCCAAGGGACUCGCCAAGUCCAUGAGCAUGAUGCUCACUGGUAAACAGAUCGACGGUAUCUGGCAUACUUCAGUAGUAGCUUUCGGCCGUGAAGUUUAUUACGGUCAAGGUAUCCUCCAGUCCACCCCCGGAACCACCCACCACGGACCCCCUCAAGAAGUCAUCGACCUCGGCGAAACCCACAUCGACGAGGAGACGUACUUUGAGUACAUUGCGAGUCUGGGGGAAAUGUACCAACCGGACAAGUAUCACCUGAUCGAUUUUAACUGCAACCAUUUCUCGGCGGAUGUUGUUGGAUUUUUGACUGGAGGAGAGAUCCCUGCUUGGAUUUCCAGCCUUCCGUCAGAGUUCCUCUCGACUUCGUUCGGUCAAAUGAUGAAGCCCCAGAUCGAUGCCAUGUUCCGUGGCCCGGCUUCCGAGAGGCCUAUUCCCGACAGGCCCUCGGAUCAAGGGGCUGCUCCUGCUGCUCCAAGCGCCGCCAACGCCACCGCUGGAGUUAGUGGGCAGGGGCAGAGUGGUCAGGCGGGAAAUUUGGCUUCGGCGUUGUUACAGUCAGUCGCUGCCCAAGCUGCUCAAAACGGAGGUUCUCGCUCUGCCCCCUCCCCUCCCAACCCCGAGACCUCCCCAUUGACCUUGGUCUCUUCCACCGCCAACUUCAAUUCCAUCCUAUCCCAGCACUCUGCCGUCAUCGUCAACUUUACAAACACCCCCUCAUGCCCGCCUUGCAGAGUCAUCAAGCCCAUCUACGAGUCUAUCGCUGGGUUACAUGCUCCUACAUACGGGGCCAAGGGCGCGAGGUUCGUAGAGGUGGAGCUCGGGAUCGGGCAGGGCCGGGAGAUCGCGGGGCAGUAUGGUGUCCAGGCGACCCCGACGUUCAUGUUUUUCAGGGAUGGAAAAAAGGCGGAUGAGCUCAAGGGAGCUGCCAAGAAGGAGCUGGAGGCAAAGGUGGAAUCGUUCUUAGAAGAGUGUUACCCGACACAUCUUCACAGAAAGCUGUACCUCCCUGCUGUUGAGGGGCUGCCAAAGUCGGCCAUCUUGGCCAGCAACCAGCCCAACUAUACGGCUCUGCUCAACAAGCUUGAUAGUCUGCUCGCUGGUAAAGCUGCAGGCAGCCUCAAAGUGUUUAAAGAUGAGUUUGUGCCGUGGCUGGAAGGCAAGAAGCAGUUGUCUGGGACUGAGGCUGCCUCAGCCUUGUCCCGAUGGCACACCGCCACUGAAGAAAUGUUUACCAUCCUCAAGCCUGAAGAGACGUUUCCAGUCAUAGAUGUCUGGCGUGUCGCGAUUCUCCGCCAGCCUCUGGAUUCACUCCUCUCCUUGGGUCUUUCUACGGCUUCUACUCGCCCAGAGCCAAUCACUCUCAUCCUCUCCCUCGCCCAUAAGACCUUUACCUCUGCCCCGAGUACAACUCCCAAACCAUUCAUCCUCACUGUUCUUCGCUUCCUGACCAACAUUCUUUCCUCCUCACAACUCGCCAAUCUGCUUCUGUCUUCUGGUGGAAACGCUGCAGCUGGAGAACAGGUCAUCAGCCUUUUGGUGGAGAGUCUGCUUUACCCAGAUGUAGGAGUGAGGACGGCAGCCGCUGGUGCAGCUGUCAAUGUAGGGGUAUGGAGGCAGAAGAGUGGAAAGGAAGAGACCGCCAAUGUGGAGUGGGAGGUUGAAAUGGUCAGUGGACUUGUAGAAGCCAUCUCGAACGAAGAAGACGAGGAUGUCGCCCAUCGUCUUCUUGCAGCUCUCGGCCUGGUCAUCUACCUUUCCCCGGGAUUCAAAGAUAAUGUGCAGCCCAUGCUUCAAGUGCUCGAGGCCAGCGACAAGAUUGAAAAGAAGUGUCGAGUUUGGAAGAAGAAGGAAGUUAAGAAGCUCGGAGAGGAGAUUGCCAGGAAGCUGUGUUAG